AUCCCUAAACCACUCUGCGUCUCCAUCUGCGAACUUUUCUGCGAACUUUACUGGGGUCUCAUCUAUAUACUUCAAUAUGAAUUUUUCGAACUUGGAAUUCACCCUGGAUGAUCUGAACAACGCCGGCCUUCUGGGCGAUGGCGUUUCGGGGUACGCCACACAGGCGAUUUCGACAAUGAAAGAGCGCCCGGAGCUUUUGAACCUUUCUCUCUUCGCUCUCGAGUGCAUGAACCUCACGGGCCAACAACGCGAGGACCUUGUCCCGCCCGGCUCCCCGACGCUAAGCGACGUUUCUACGAUGUCUUCCAAUCUCUCCGCCGUCACCAUCGCCAGCGAUGCCUUUGAAGUCUCCCCGUACACCCCCAGCGAUUUCGAGAGAAAAUCGUACUACAACGGCAUCACCGGAGAUGGCGACCACCCGGAACUUGUUUACCGAUCAGAUUGCCUUACCACACCCUUCCUCAGGCCCAGCGGCAGAUACGCCCAUCUCCCUGUCAAGUCAGUCCGUGGAGUCUUUAAGACCUCGCUCAAUGGUGUCUGGAGCACUGUCGGUCCCAAGAUCUGUGAGCUGAUCAUGGCUUGGGGGAUUAACUGGUCGUCCAUCGACCCUGCCCGCUUCUUCACCCAUGGACCGCCGGGAGAGGAGGAGAAGGGGAGUCUCGGACCCGUCGUGAUCUGGAUUGGUGUUGUUCCCAAUUCUACCUCCUCCGAUACCGCCCACAACGUCUCCCAGGAGAUCCUCAAGGUUCUCCGGGAUCACGGAGUCGAGGACGUUGUCGUGGAAUGGCGCGCGGCCGUCCUGCAGAGGCUGGCUGGUCUACCGCUGAUGCGCCAUGUCGGCAACACUAAUGUCACCCACCACGUCCGUCGCUUCCUCACCCCUCUUCACGGCGUUCCCCUGGCGACGCAAGGAAUGGAGAAGGAGGAUGCCCAGGGCACUCUCACUCUUUGGUUCCAUGAGAACAGAGACAAGGACGGCAACCCCAGCAACAGGGUGUUCGGAGUCAGCAACUGCCACGUCCUUCGCAAGAACACCACCGUCGAGUACGACCAUAAAGGCGGUGCACCUAGGGACUACGUUCGAGUUUGUGGCGUGCGUCGGUUCCAGAGGGGCCUUGACGAAAUAACGAAGGCCAUCGGUGACCACAGCAUUGUCGCCAACUUUUGGGCCCGAGAGAUCGUCAAACUGGAGGCGAGACUGGAGGCGAAGGGGGGAGCCGACGAGGAGGAUGCGGAGGAGAUGAAGGCGAAUCGACAAAAAUUAGACGACGAGAAGAAGGCUAUCGCCAAGCUCGAGGCCUUCUACACUGAGGUUAAGAGAGACUGGUCCGACAUUAAGCUCCAUCGCAAUAUAGGCCAUGUUCAAUAUGCUGCACCUAUCACGGUCGACAUUGAAGGCGGCACAAAGUACACCUCGGACUGGGGGGCGUUCUUGGCCGCUGAGGCGAAGGUCAGGGAUCAGUUCGAGGGCAACGUCGUCGAUCUCGGAUCGAAGUAUUCUGUUGAAGAUCUUACGGCCGUAUUUUAUUCUCGGGGUAAUGGUCCCACCAUGUUCAAGUAUCCCGAGGGGAGAAAACUCAGGAUUAUGGGUUGUGCUACUGAAGAGGACCUUGCCAACCCGACAGAGAUCGACAGCGAAGGCCGGCCCUACCUUACGGUCGGUAAGGACGGCAACACUACUGACCUCACCUUCGGACGCUACGCCGGCUUGGAGUCAUUUACCCGCAACGAGGUCGGUGUCCCGUCUGUCGAGCUCGGCAUCUACAACAUGGGCGUCAAGACUUCCGACGCCUUCUGUGCCAAGGGCGAUUCGGGCUCCCUCGUCUGGUACAUGAAGGAUGGUAAAGCUUUCAUCGUUGGCCAACUCCACUCGGCCGAUAACAAAGGCGCCUCGACCAGCAACCAUGUUGCGUAUUGCACCCCGGGCUGGUACUUACUGCUCCAGAUCAAGAAGAAGUUCAAGUACGCUGACUUCUACCGCACCACCUGGUGAGAUUGAGAACAAUAUCGUCGGCUUUCUACGGUCCGUUCUGUGUUCUGCAGUGUCUCGAAAUGGAAAUGCACAGCAUGAUGUAUUUUUUUAUGGCACCAAUAACUCUUCAUCUACUUCACCAAAUGCAAUGGGAUUAGUACCAUUUGGCUUUGCGGGUGAUCGGCUUAGAUUAGUAUCCUUG
Molecule: messenger RNA, 2174 nt
Organism: Pisolithus orientalis
Lineage: Eukaryota; Fungi; Basidiomycota; Agaricomycetes; Boletales; Pisolithaceae
Exons: 5
Coding region: 77-1993 (638 amino acids)
Source: RefSeq, a predicted model, not a curated record